Gekko japonicus is the source of this 2992-nucleotide messenger RNA. RefSeq names its product neural cell adhesion molecule L1-like. The record is from RefSeq and is a predicted model, not a curated record. The transcript has 21 exons. Gene Ontology annotation, molecular function: protein binding. NCBI's taxonomy places the organism in Eukaryota, Metazoa, Chordata, Lepidosauria, Squamata, Gekkonidae. The annotation marks the transcript as partial. Gene Ontology annotation, biological process: cell-cell adhesion.
GCUCCUCGGCUGCUGUUCCACCGCCCCGGUUCGGCGAGGGGGCCCAGGCUGCCCACGGUGCCAGGGAAGAUGCCAUCCCGGACGGCCUCGUGGCUCUCGCUGGGGCCCUUGGUGGCGCUGCUUCUCUGCGGUCCGGCCGUCGCCAUCCAGUUGCCCAAAGACUAUGACCUACAGAACCUGUGGAAACCACCCGAAUUCACCGAGCAGCCAGACGAGCAGAUCGUGGUGCUCCCCAAUGACGACAUCGUUCUGAAGUGCAGCGCCACGGGGAACCCCCCUGUGACAGCCGUCACUAUUAUGAGGUUUAGCCGCUUCAUUGAGCCUUGCGAUAUUCUGUCUGCAUACAUUUGCACAGGAAUAAGCGGUACUUCUGAAAGGACAAAAAACCCACCCGCUUUGUUUUUCGGCGAGGCGUACCGGCGUCACGUCCGGCACCGUCCUGGAAUUAGCACGUUUGACCCGCAGAAGGAGCCCGGGGUGGCUCAGCAGAAUGGAUCGGGGACCCUGGUGAUCACGACGUACAACGGAUACGCGGCGACCAAGUACCAGGGCAUCUAUCGGUGUUACGCCAGCAACCCCCUGGGCACCGCCAUGAGCACAGAGAGCCGCGUCGUGGCUGAGAGUCCUCCCCAGUGGCCUAAGGAGAGCGUUGCCCCCGUGGAAGUGGAGGAAGGGGACCCGGCGGUUUUACCCUGCAAUUCGCCCACCAGUGCCUUCUCCCCCAGGAUCUACUGGCUAAAUAGCAAGAUUAUCCACAUCAAGCAGAACGAACGCGUCACCUUGGGCCACGACGGGAACCUGUACUUUGCCAACGUGCAGCUCUCCGACAGUCACCCGGACUACAUCUGCAAUUCCCACUUUGUCGGUCCCCGCAUCAUCAUCCAAAAGGAGCCCAUCGAACUGAAAGUCAAGCCCACCAACUCUUUCCUGAUGAGGAAGCCGCGUCUCAUGCUGCCAGAGAGAACGCCCAGUUCGCACAUGGCGCUGCAAGGGAAGACCUUGCUGCUGGAGUGUAUCCCAGAGGGGCUCCCCACGCCGACAGUGGAAUGGGUCUACAAAGACGGUCUGAUGCCCUUAAAUCGGGCAGUCAUCGAGAACUUCAACCGGACCCUGCGCAUCGAGAACGUGACGGAGGAGGACGACGGAGAAUACCAGUGCAUCGCUCGCAACUCGGGUGGCACCAUGCAGCACACCUAUCACGUCACCGUUGAAGCUGCUCCAUACUGGUCCAAAAAGCCCCAGAGCCAUAUCUACGGGCCGGGAGAGAAUGUGCGCCUGCCCUGCGAGGCCUACGGGAAACCCAGACCGGAGGUGGAGUGGAGAAUAAACGGGAUUCCGCUAAAAAAUCUGCCGCCGGACCCGAGGAGGUUGCAGCAACGCGGAGCCCUUAUCCUCAGCCAGGUGGAGCCCAACGAUACCGCUGUGAUCCAGUGCCACGCCCACAACAAACAUGGCAGCCUCUUGGCCAACGCCUACAUCUACGUAGUCCGCCUGCCAGCACAGAUCCUGACCCCAGACGACAUGAGCUACAGCGUGGUGGAGAACCAAACUGCCUUGUUGCACUGCAAAACCUUUGGGGCACCUGGACCCACGGUGAAAUGGUUUACGGAAGACAUGUACCCUGCCCUUGAAAACAACCGGACCUUUGAGUUCACGAACGGAACCCUGAAGCUGGAGGGGGUCCAGCGGGAGGACGCAGGGAGCUAUCGAUGCUUGGCCAAGAACGAUCAGAACGAAGUCGACAUCACUGCUCAGCUCAUUGUCAAAAGAGCCACCAAGAUUUUGGUGGGGCCCGCCAACGCCAAGACCCUGAAAGGCAGCAGCGUGACCUUCCGUUGCGAGGCGUGGUUCGACGAGUCCAUUCCGAAGCACGGCGUCCAGUGGCAACGAGAAGGACGGGAUGUCGAGGAGUCGGACGACACCGACAAGUAUUUCAUCAGCAACACGACCUUGACCAUCACUGACUUGGACUACUCUGAUGAAGGAGUGUACAGCUGCGUGGCCUGGACCUCUCUUGACUCUGUGAAGAAGAGCGCCAGGCUGCUGGUGGCCGGCUUGCCCGGUCCUGUGUUUGACCUGGAAUUGUCAGAACAGCAGGAACGCCAAGUGAAGUUGACGUGGACACCUGGAGACGAUCACAACAGUCCCAUCUUGCAAUAUUAUGUGCUGUUUGAAGAAAGCAUCUUCGAUCCAGGCCAGUGGCAUACUUUGACCCAUGUGCCCGGCAACCAGCAGUGGGCCAAGCUCCACCUCUCGCCAUACGGGAAAUACCGCUUCCGCGUGCAGGCAGCCAACGCCUACGGGCGCGGUAAUCAAAGCGACAGCUCCGAUCUUUACGAAACUAGCCCAGCAGCCCCCGACCUGAAUCCAUCCGGAGUCAAAGGGGAGGGAAAUGAGACCAGUAAUAUGAUCAUCACCUGGAAGCCUUUGCCUCCCAUGGAGUGGAAUGCGCCAGAGGUCAAAUACCACGUGCAGUGGCGCCCAUUGAACGAGCCAAACUGGAACAAGGCUGAAGUCGCAGGGCCCCCAGUGGUGGUGACGGAUACCGAGACCUUCUCCCCCUACCUCAUCAAGGUGCAGGCCCUCAAUCAGUUUGGCGGCGGACCCGAACCGGAAGUCGUCAAGGGCUACUCAGGGGAAGCCAGGCCGGAGGCCACCCCGGAAAAUGUGGGGGUGGAAGAACUCAACAGCACGGCCCUCAAGCUUUCCUGGAGUCUGCCCAACGUGGAGAAAAUCUGGGGCCACCUCAAGGGAUUCAAGGUUUAUUACACCUGGCUAAAGCCCGAGGGAGAGCACAGGUGUCCGCAGCCUCCCCCCCAUGGCCACCACCACCAGGACAAACGGGACCCUCUGCUGGUCGAAGGGAAUGUGUCUCAGGUCGUAUUGGGAGUCUUCAGACCCUGGACCCGCUACCGGAUCGAGAUGACUGUGCUCAACGGGAAGGGGGAGGGCCCCAAAAGCGAAGCCACGGAAUUGACCAUGCUGGAGGGAG